Brienomyrus brachyistius is the source of this 1778-nucleotide messenger RNA. RefSeq lists its product as uncharacterized. Bases 303 to 1778 code for a protein of 491 amino acids. The record is from RefSeq and is a predicted model, not a curated record. The transcript has 2 exons. Lineage: Eukaryota; Metazoa; Chordata; Actinopteri; Osteoglossiformes; Mormyridae.
AAUUGUUAACCCAGGAUUUCCCACAUAGUGAAGAAAGUGUUUUUACUUGUAACUCCAUCAGUGUGCCAUCAUCUCAAAGUGUACAGGGGAAAUACACCAAGAAGCAGUACUGCUUAUUUUGUGGAAAACCAUAUUCAAAAAUAGCAAGACAUUUAGAAUCUGCCCAUAGUGAUGAGAAAGAAGUUGCAAAAGCUUUACGAUUUUCAAAGAAUUCAAGAGAACGUCACAUCCAACUUAGCAUUCUGAGGAAACGUGGAAAUUUCACUCAUAAUGUAGAUACUGUUAGAGUAGGAUCAGGAAACAUGGUGGCUUGUUAUCGUCCCACAAAGACCAGAAAAGCUAAAGAUUACAUACAUUGCCUUCACUGUCAAGGUCUGUACUCUAAGGGUACCCUUUGGAAGCAUAUUAAAAUCUGUCCACAAAAUCCAAAUCCAGAUCCAUCGGAAGGUGGUAAAAAAUAUGUACGAACAUUAUGUGCAAUGUCUACACCAGUAGGUCUAGAUGUUAGCCAGAGCUUCAAGGAUGUGCUUUGCAACAUGGCAUAUAAUGAAAUUUUUGCCAUAGUUAGGAGUGAUAGAUGUAUCCUUCAGUUAGGACAGCAUUUCUUCAAUAAAAUAGGAUCAGACAAGGGCAAGCAUGAUUACAUAAGGCAGAAACUUAGAGAGAUCGGUAGACUUCUGCAGGAAGCACGAAAGUGCACACCACUGCGCAAGAUGGAAGAUUUUGUUAUUCCGUCCAACUUCCCUCAUGUGGUUAAAGCUGUGAAAGUAGUAGCUGGCUACGAUGAAGAAACACAUUCAUACCAAAUUCCAUCACUGGCUAUGAAACUUGGUCAUUCUCUUAAGAAAAUUGCGAGCAUUGUUGAGAGCAAUGCCACAAUUGUUGGAGAUAAUGAUCUAGCAAAAUCUGUUCGUCGUUACCUUCAAGUACAUCAAGCUAAGUGGAGUGAGUGCAUAUCUAGCUGUGCCUUAACUACACUAAGGGAAGCAAAGUGGAACACACCUCAGCUGCUGCCCUUUACUCAAGAUGUGAGACUGUUGCACUCACACCUGGAAAAAAAGCAAGAAGAAAUGCUUAGGCUACUUAAGAUUUGUCCUUCACGAGACAGCUACACUGGACUAACCAAGGUUACCCUCACGCAGGUCAUCCUUUUUAACCGGAGAAGAGAGGGUGAGGUCUCAAAAAUGCACAUGUCCAUCUUUGCAUCAAGAAACAAAAAAGAACUUCAGGAUGAUCUUGCCAUCUGCAUGUCGGACUUUGAAAGAAAACUGUGUCAACACUUUAUGCGUCUUGAGAUUAGGGGCAAGCGAGGUAGGAAGGUUCCUGUUCUUUUAAAACCUUCCAUGGUUCAUUCCAUGGAGCUCCUGAUGGAGUUCAGAGAACAAUGUGGUGUUCCAACAGAAAACCCUUUUUUGUUUGCUCGAUCGGGGGCACUUUCUGCAUACCGUGGCAGGGACUGCAUACAGCAGUUUGCCAAAGAAUGUGGUGCUAAACAACCGGAAGCAUUGUCAUCCACUAAACUUCGCAAACACAUUGCCACGAUGUCCAAAGUUUUAAAUCUUGAAGAAAAUGAAGCAGACCAGUUGGCUGACUUUUUGGGCCAUGACAUCCGUGUCCACAGAGAAUAUUACCGCUUGCCUGAAGGAACACUUCAACUGGCAAAAAUGAGCAAAGUGUUAAUGGCAAUGGAAAAAGGAACUCUUUCAGAUUUCAAAGGGAAAAAAUUGGAUGAAAUUGAAAUCAACCUAGAUGAAAAAAAUCGACCCAAGAACCAUUGA